Messenger RNA from Astyanax mexicanus (Mexican tetra), 3546 nucleotides. It is a transcript of the gene ints5, whose product is annotated as integrator complex subunit 5. Gene Ontology annotation, cellular component: integrator complex. Gene Ontology annotation, biological process: snRNA 3'-end processing. Bases 188 to 3283 code for a protein of 1031 amino acids. NCBI's taxonomy places the organism in Eukaryota, Metazoa, Chordata, Actinopteri, Characiformes, Acestrorhamphidae. The record is from RefSeq and is a predicted model, not a curated record. The transcript has 2 exons.
AGUGUAGUUUUACUGCAGCACCACUGAGAGAGCGUGUGUGAGCUUCCGCUGCUUUAUGCUGGUUCUCAGUAGUUCAUUUUGCGGACUAUUCGCUUAUUAUUGUUAUUAUUUGUAAAUCCUGUGCAGAACUGGUUUAUAUACAGGUUCAUACUGUUGAUUGCGGGUAUUCAGGCUGAGCUCAUGAACGAUGUCUGCCAUGUUUGAGGGGAACGCGGUGUCAGCGCUGCAGACUCACUGCCACACUCCGACUAACUACAGCCCCCAGGAACUGGCUUUGGAAAUAAAAGCAUUCAUCAGUGGUAUUGACCAGACGCAAGGACGUAAGCUCAGCGUUCGUGAUCAUGCCCGCUGCGCUGUGCGUCUCCUCCGCACUGUCCCAGCAUGUCGAGGGGCAGUCUUGGAGCACUUGCGGGGUGUUUACGAUGAGUAUGUAGCAGCUUUUUUCCAAGACCUUGAGGCAGAAAGUGACAAUGGGAGUAACGCCACUACUGGAGGGUCCAACAGUAAUGUGUCAAACCUGGAGGAUGUGAUUAAAGAGAUUCAUGCAGUGCUGCUGGAGUUCAUUAGAUUAAACCCGAAGGCAUGGGCUCCACUGGUGUCUUCCUGGGCAGUAGAUUUACUCGGCCAGCUCAGCAGUAAACAUGCAGGCAGAAGAGCAGCCCCUCACUCCUCCAGCCUGAACGAGCUCCUUCAGCUGUGGAUGUCAUGUGCAGCCACUCGAUCCCUCAUGGAGUGCUAUUCCCAGUGUCUUGCAGCAAUGUUGGCCUGGUGCCCUGAUGCAUGUGUGGAUGCAUUGUUGGAUACAUCUGUGCAGCACUCUCCUCAUUUUGACUGGGUGGUUGCUCAUAUUGGCUCUGCUUUCCCAGGUACCAUAAUUAGCAGAGUACUGGCUUGUGGACUUAAGGACUUUUAUGCACAUGGGUAUACUUCAGGAGACAAAGGAAGUCAGCAGCCAUCAAUAGACAAAAGCAGUCGAGUACCCAAAAUAGGGUCUGUGGUGGGCAUUCUUGGGCACUUGGCCUCCAGGCACUCUGACAGCAUUAAGAAAGAGCUCCUCCGGAUGUUCCAGGAUAGUUUGUCUCCUCCACCACAAAAUGCACCUCCCUCUUCUGGGGCUGCAGGAUGGGAGAGCUCCCCUCAACUCCGCAGGGCCACUGUGCCUUUCCUGCUGCAGCUAGCUGCCCUCUCACCUACACUCCUUGGGGCUGUGUCUGCUGAACUAGUGGAGUUCCUACGACCACCUGUGCUACUCCAGCUGCAGGCUCAGUUCCAGGGAGUUCCGAGGGAGGAACUGGAGAACAUGCUGGGGUUGGCAGUUCAUCUAAUCAGUCAGAGUCCUGCAGGAGGAGCCAGAGUGCUACGCUUUCUUGCUGACACUGCCACACCAGCCUCUGUAAUCAUUUCCGGGCCCACACCCUCCCCACAUGAUGGCGUACGUGAAGCAUGUGAUCGCCUGCUUCAGAUGCUCCUACUGCAUCUUCACAAGCUAGUCUACAAUAGGCCGGAAGAUGAUGAGGCAUAUCCACGAUCAGCCUCAACCUCAGCCUCCUCCUCGUCCGCAGUGUCACGCGUAAUCCCAUUUCUUGAGGAACUACAGACACAUGUUGGUGAGCUCUGUGCCGAGACCCUUAGGUUGGAGCGGAAAAGGCACCUGUGGUUGCAUCAGCUCCUGUGUCUUCUUUCUGUGUAUGGUGGUCCUAGUGUGGCCACAGAAGCCCUGUGCCAGCUGCUUACCCAGGCCAGGAACCCAGAGGAACUUGCAUUAGCUUCGCAGCUUCACUCACCUCUCUCCUCCUCUAUCCCAGGAUUGCUUCCAGCAGCCGUGGCCCGUUGCGUUGCUCAGAUCCACACCCAGAACCUGAAUAGUAGAGAGCUAGCACAGCUCUUGAACAACCUGGCUACAGCUGUGCAGAGUCAGGAGGAGGACAGCAAAGCUGGAAGUUCACCUCACUCAUCAAUGGCAGCCCAGGUUGGAACUGCUGUUUCCAGCCACCUUCAUGAUUUCUGUCUUUUGCUCCAUCAUGGUGAUACAAUGGUAUCUAGAGCGGCUGCACGCCUUCUGUCCUGCAGCCAGCUACCAAGAGCUUGCUCACCAGCCCAUCUGUUGCUCAUCUCACGGGCUGCAGUGUCACAUUUCUUCAUAGCCCUGCGGCAGCGCGGAGAAGGAUUGAAAGUUGGAGGUCAGGGUGGUGGAGAGGCAGUGGGAUAUUCUAUGCGUUUGUUAUCCCGUCUGGCAGCUUACUCUUCAUUGACACUCAAGGCUGUCCUGCAGCAGCUUGUGGAAGGAGCUUUACACAAAGGCAACCGAGACCUUUUUGGGGGUCAUGGAGAAAGCCCUGGUGAAGAUGGACCUGUUUCACCCAGUGUAGGCCCAGAUUUGGGUGUGUCACUGCUGGACAUUAACUGUAAGUUUGGCACCACUGUUAACUUCUCAGGUAGUGUGUGGUCUGUGUUCCACGCUGGUGUGAUCGGAAAGGGACUGAAACCUCCCCGUGCUCCAUUAGUGUUUGAGCCAGAGAAGGUUAACCAGAACAUGCAGACUUUGCUCGCAGUGACAGUCCAGUGUUGCAGUUCUGGUGGAGGUGGGAACAGCAGUAAUGGUUUAGGAACAGGUACUGGCAAUGGUCGCUACAACCAGUCUGGUGAAUCGGUCUCAGACGAGCCCUCCCCCAUCAAUGCUGAAGCUGCCAAAGUUAUUGCAGUAUCUCUGGUGGAGAAUGUUUGUCCGGAUGUUGCAAAUGGUGAACUUUCAUGGCCUCCUGAGGAACACGCCAAGACCACUGUUGAACGAGACAUUCAUAUCCGUCGAUGCUUUGAAGCAAAUCCUGUGUUGUUUCACCUUCUUCGAGUGGUCGCUGCUGGACGCCCAGCUCUGUGCUACUGUUCUGCUGUUCUGAGGGGUCUCCUGGCCACACUGCUUGCCCACUGGGAGGCUUCACGAGAACCUUCUGUUCUAGAUUCACCGUGGCACCUCCAGGCAUCUUGCCUGCUAGUGUCCUGCAUGGGAGAAGGCCAGCUUCUUCCCCCAGUACUGAGCAAUAUCCAUGAGGUCUUCCAUCACCUCUCCCCAUUUGAAGUCAGACUGUUAUUGCUGGGGGUAUGGGAAUACAUGCGUGGAAACAGCCCUAUGCCACAGAAGUUCACAUUCAGUGCAGAGAAAGGAGUGUUUUUCAGAGAUUUCUCCCGGGAUGGGGAUGUGGCACGCUACAUUGCACCGAUCCACAGUGUCCUUCACAAAAACAUUGACCGACUAGGGCACCUGUGUUGGAGGUUUCAAAUAUAGCUCUCUAAUCUUUUGUAACGAGUGUAUAUUAUUCAGACCUUAGGUUAGGUUUUUUUCUCUCUUCAUAUUUUUUUCGGUACUGUUAGUCAGUGUUUAUCUCCAAAUUCUUUUCAGGAGGUAUUUUUUAGAAGUGUCAAGAGUCAAAAGAAAAAUUGGAUUUUUGGGAAGAUUUUGACCGUAAAAAUUGUAAAAGCUUUUCCAGUUGAUGUUUUUUUUUGUACUGGUAUAUAUGUAUCACAAUUAAACAUUUACUAAAAAAAUUG